AUGGCGUCGGUCCCCCAGAGGACGCUGAAUUGGCUGUACAGUGUUCUGAUUAGGGACCAUUACGACCCCAGGCAAACAUACCAGGACCCCAACCGGACUUACUACGAUGUCGCAAACGUCCUGGCCAAGUUCCCCAUGCUUACCCCUGAAACCGCAGUCUACACCUAUGAGAAUGGAUUCUCUGCUCUACUACUACAACUCUCGGGCACAUUGCCCGUCACCUUCCGCGGCACUGUCUACAAAUUCCCCAUCGCAUUAUGGAUUCCCAACACGUACCCUCGCGAGCCACCGAUCGUAUACGUGAAGCCGACUCAGGAUAUGGCCGUUCGGGUAGGCCAGCAUGUCACGUUGGAAGGGAGGGUUUAUCACCAUUAUCUGGCGCAUUGGGCCGGGGCUUGGGAGCGAGCCUCCCUGCUUGAUCUUCUCUCGAUUCUCCAGGAUGUUUUUGCGAAAGAGCCUCCCGUCAAAUACAAACAGCAGCAGCCUAUACCGCAACAGGCGCCAACGGUGCCAGCACCCCCUCCUCGUCCUCCAUUACCCGCGGAACUUGGGAAUUCCCCGAUCCAUACAUCCUCGUCCCUAUCGCCCGCUGUUAGCUCCCCUCAACCUGCAUCGCAGGUACCACCACCUCCUCCUCCCAAGCCAGGCCAGCUAUCCAGCCCUGCAGGACUGCAGCAGAACAUUGCUCCAGCACAGCACAAUACUCCGCCGCCGCUGCCUCCCUUGCCACCCAAGGAGCAAAGCACGCGACAGUCCAUAUCUCCGGUACACAUCUCCAUAGGGAAUGCUCAAAGCAGGGACUCUCAGUACCUACCUCAGCAGGGGGCCAUUCCUGUGGGCGCAUAUCCUCCACCCCCGCAACCCGCGCAGCAGCGCAACGGUUAUCCAGGGCCCGCAUAUACCCCAGGACCCGCCCACUUUCCGGCUGCGAACGGGACACACAGUAUACCUCUACAACACCAACCUCCACACCCCCAAGGUCCACAUGUGCCCCCUUAUGCAGCUUAUCACCGCCAACAUCCCCCAGCUCAACAGGUGCAUCCACAUCCACCGCAUCAUGGACCACCUCAUGUCGCUCCGACCAGCCAGCCUCCAGCCUCUCAGUCAAGACCGAAACCGGCAACAGAAGAUCUACUCACAUCUCCCUUCGAGCUCGACCUCCCGUCGUUUACGCCCUCGGGGCCCGCGCCCCCAAUCCCACCAAACCCGGAGAAAGAUGCCCUCCUCCAGGCUGUCUCCAAAGCCGUUACCGAGACCCUCCAUGCGAAUAUCAACCACUCCAAAUCCGCCGCCCAAUCCUUAACCUCCCAAUCCCAGUCACUUCACGCCGCCAUCGCGACUCUCCAAACCGAAAUCUCAUCUCUCACAACCUUAAACUCAACACUCGAAUCUAACACCUCGGUGCUCACUCAAUCUCUUCACCGCGCCGAUGCCGUCAUUGCGGACGCCCAGUCACGCGUCUCAACCACCCAACCAUCCUCCAGCUCGGAUCCCUCUUUAUCCUCCUCGGGUCUCCCUCCUAUCGACGACAUACUUGUUGCUCCCACAGUGGUAGGGAAACAGCUCUACGACCUUGUGGCUGAAGAACGAGGCAUCCAGCAAGCUAUCUAUGCUCUCCAAUCCGCCCUCGUCAAGGGAGUUAUCGGCCUCGAUACCUGGUCUCGCCAUACGCGUGGUCUAGCACGCGAGGCGUUCUUGAAGCGCGCUCUGAUCCGGAAGAUCGGGAAGGGUAUGGGGCUAGAGGAUUACUGA
Messenger RNA from Aspergillus mulundensis, 1752 nucleotides. RefSeq names its product putative endosomal sorting complex protein TSG101. The record is from RefSeq and is a predicted model, not a curated record. The transcript has 4 exons. Gene Ontology annotation, cellular component: ESCRT I complex. Gene Ontology annotation, molecular function: ubiquitin binding. Gene Ontology annotation, biological process: endosome to lysosome transport; protein modification process; protein transport. The coding region runs from base 1 to 1752 and encodes 583 amino acids. Lineage: Eukaryota; Fungi; Ascomycota; Eurotiomycetes; Eurotiales; Aspergillaceae.